ACCCAGAUAUGUGAGGCUUAAACAGCCGUUGAAGCUUUAUCACUACAGCUCUUUAAUGCGCCAGCCAUCACUCUCCCCUUCAAACCACGGCGAGCUAUGAACGAUGAUCCCGAGCCGAGCUUCGCGGCCCGGCAGCAGCAGCAGCGCAUCCCGCCACACGGUCCAGACGACGAGCAAUCUACGGAGCUGAACACCAGCGCUCAAGAUGAUGAUGAGCAGACGUCACGGCAGGAGAAGCGCAAAGCGGGCCUUAAGAAGAAGCUUCAGUUCAUGAGCCACCUGCAGAGGAAUCUCGACAUGAUCUUCUUCGCCUAUCUCUGCACAUUAUACUAUAUGGAAUGUUCCUUCCUCCGCCUAUUCGUACGCAUCAUCCCACACUUCAUGUUCAUCACCCCGAAAGAGGGCCCCGUCCUUUUACCGGCCGAACGUCCACACGUCUUUGCCAUCCUCGGUCCGAACUUGGUAUGCAUCCUCGCACACAUCAUCUCUGCGCUACCAACCGCCGGCGAAGCGACGCGCGGGUAUCUACACGGGGGCGUGAUCGUCGACUUUGUCGGGCAGAAGCCACCAACGACGAGGCUAUGUCCUUUAUUUUUCGAUGCGGUGAUACUGGCCGUCCAAUGUUUGAUGUUGGCUAUCCAUACGGAGCGGGAGAAGCUGCGCAAGGUUGUGAACCCCUCAUUACAACCUCUCUGGGCUGGUCCUGGCCAAGUUGGACAGCAGACGGGGGCGUCAGGCAGCGACGGUGUGCGCCAGCCCGAGACGACCCAGACUCUGGAUGCGGAAGAACGGGGCGUGAACAGGGAAGAUGAGAUCGCAUUAGGCGAUGGAGACGGGACCGAAACAUCGCCCCUAGUGGCAGAAGGCCGUGGGGGUCAGGAGCAGGAUGAUGAACCGCGGCUGGGGUCCAACUACUCUCCGGCAUCUGCCGGCAUAGACUUGUUUGAUGUUAUGAGGUCAGGCAAUGCCAGUGUGGGUAGCUUUCAUCCAGUACACGCCAUACGUACGGUGGGGAAUGAUUAUCAGACGGCUGCGGCGUACACGGUCCAAAGCCUUGGGUUUCAUGCGGCCGCCGUUGCUGGCAACCGGGGAGUUAGAGGAAUUGCUGGGAUUGCGAAUAGGGCGGCCAGACGGGGGACUUGAUGGAAAAGCAUUUGUACACACUAAUACUUAGUGCCGAAACCAACCAAAGCGAAUUAAUGGCA
Neurospora tetraspora is the source of this 1205-nucleotide messenger RNA. RefSeq lists its product as uncharacterized. The record is from RefSeq and is a predicted model, not a curated record. The coding region runs from base 97 to 1143 and encodes 348 amino acids. Gene Ontology annotation, cellular component: Dsc E3 ubiquitin ligase complex; endoplasmic reticulum. Gene Ontology annotation, biological process: SREBP signaling pathway. NCBI's taxonomy places the organism in Eukaryota, Fungi, Ascomycota, Sordariomycetes, Sordariales, Sordariaceae. The transcript is spliced from 2 exons.